Molecule: messenger RNA, 2364 nt
Organism: Paramisgurnus dabryanus
Lineage: Eukaryota; Metazoa; Chordata; Actinopteri; Cypriniformes; Cobitidae
Source: RefSeq, a predicted model, not a curated record
AUUUUAAGUUUGACAAAGAAAGAUUUUUUUGAAAAUAUGACCAAAGACCAUAAAAGUGCCCAUAGUCUAAGAAUCACCCUUAACCAGUUUGUUUGUGUGCAUACUUACAGUAAUUGUUCAAGUUUUUGUGUAAAAACAUCAGAGUUCUCAUUCAACAGUUGUUUAUUACACACUGGGCAUUUUCCAAACGGAAAAUUUCAAAGGGCAGAGUCCUUGAAGUGAACAUUUUGAAGGGUGUAGGGAAUUUAUGGUCUCUGCAUUUGGAUCUCCCUUGGUGAAGUGACUUAGUGCAUUUGCAUGCACAGUCUGCGCCGAUUAUGCUUAAUAACUGAUAAUGCGUGGGGUCAUCUUAGAAGCGGUUUUCUUUUAUUGGAAAAUUUCUUGUCAAAUGUUUUUUGUCUUAUUUCAAACUGAUUUGUUUCAAUGUGCUUGGUGUUUAAAGAUAAAGCAUGUUGAUAAAAACAUUAGCUACUAAUAAACACUUUCCUACAACCUAUACUAGCCUUUACUACAUUUUAACCUCAUAUCAACAUUAAAAUAAAGACAACCGUAAUAAAUGAAUAAAACGUACUUCCUUAAAGUGACCAUGGCGAUUACUUCACUAAUGGACUUCUGGAAGGGGCUUUCGCGAAGGGAUUCAGAUGUUCACUUUUGUUUGGAAGGCCCCUACAAAUGGGAUCCCUUUCAUGAAGGCCCCUUAGGGUGCAUAAAUGGUGUUUAGAAAAUGCCCACUGUGUUCUUACUGCAAUGAUUAUUGGUCAGCAGACAAAAACAUGAUGUUUUAAAUGAUUCCAUUAUUGCUCUUCAUGUUUAUCUUAAUUUGGAUUAAUAAGAAAUGGGGAACUGGAGCUCCAAGCCCGAUGUUAAAACUCAAGAACUUGAAACUCCAUGGAGGACAGUGACUUGGGGGAAAGCAAAGAAAGACUCUUUAAUAGAGGAUAUGAGGAAGAUCCAACCGUGCACAAAAAAUCUGAAAUGCUUGAGGAUGAUUGUGGUUGGCCCAGCUGGUUCAGGAAAAUCAAGUUUUAUAAACUCUGUUAAUAAUGCCUUCCAAGGACGGAUAACUAGCAAUGCAUUGAGUGAUGCCAUUGAAAGUGGUAAAAGUUUCACCAAAAAAUAUUGUGAAUUUGAAAUUAAAACGGGAAAUUUAAAAUUGUCUACUUUCUUCAAUGAUAUGAUGGGCCUGGAAAUAGAAAGUAACAAAGGAUGCCAUCCAGAGGACAUUUUCAAAGCCAUAAAUGGGUUCAUGAAAAAUGGACAUAUGUUUAAUCCAGAAAAGCCAAUAUCUCCAGAAGAUCCGGACUAUAAUAAAAACCCAGAUCUCUCUGAUGAGACCUACGGCAUGGUUUAUGUUUUAGCUGCUGAAAGAAUUAAGUUGGCAGAGGAUGCAAUUUUGAAAUUAAGAAACAUUCGUGAGAAAGUUAGUAUGACUUGGGGGUUGCCUCAGAUCAUUGUCAUAACAAAUGUGGAUCAAGCAUGUCCUUUGGUACAAAAAAAUGUACAGAAGAUAUACCUCAGCAAGAAAAUCAGAGAGAAGAUGGAAUGGUGCAGUGGUUCACUGGGUGUUCCAAUGUGUCACGUCUUUCCAGUGAAGAACUACCAUGAAGAAAUUGAAACCAAUGAUGACAUGGAUGUUCUGAUUUUACAGGCAUUCAAACAAAUUAUGGAGCUUGCCAAUGAUCACUUAGAAAUUCGUAUAAAAAACAAAGACAACCAGAAUGUGAAAGAGAAACAGCCAAAAUCUAAGUGAGAAAUUGUUUGUCAUUGUUAAAUGAUGAUUUAAACAAUCUAUUUGGCAUGGUGAUUAUUUGUAUGACCUAAUGUCUUAAAACACCACUUAUUUUAAAACAUGCCGUUAAUUAAUAUGCAUAAUAAAUUACCAUAUAUUAUUUUAAAUCAGGGAAAGUUAAUUUGGUAACACUUUACAAAAAGGUUGUAUUUGUUAACAUUAGUAAAUGCAUUAGUUAACAUUAACUAAACGAACAAUACUUCAUUUAUUAAUCGUAGUUCAUGUUAUUUUUCAGCCUAAUAGAUUAUUCAAAUAAAACUGCUAAGAUUAAUUAAUGCACCAUGAACAAAUGUGAAUAACUGUAUUGGCAUUAACUAACAUUAACAAAGAUUAAUAAAUGCUGAUUACUAUAUUGAUCAUUGUUAAUUCAUAUUAUCUAAGGCUAAAAUUAACAAAUUCAACCUUAUUGUAAAAUGUUACUGGUAAUUUUACACACUUAUAGAAUAACUAUAUGUAACCAGUGUAUACCAUAAUUUAGUGUUAAGGGUAAAAUCUAAUGGAGAAAUGUUUUCUUUUUUGACUGUCCACCAAAUGUACUGCUUUUAUCCCCAAUUUUUAAAUGCAAUAACAAUAAA